Daucus carota subsp. sativus is the source of this 1410-nucleotide messenger RNA. RefSeq names its product OVARIAN TUMOR DOMAIN-containing deubiquitinating enzyme 1. The transcript is spliced from 9 exons. Gene Ontology annotation, cellular component: nucleus. The record is from RefSeq and is a predicted model, not a curated record. Lineage: Eukaryota; Viridiplantae; Streptophyta; Magnoliopsida; Apiales; Apiaceae. Gene Ontology annotation, molecular function: cysteine-type deubiquitinase activity; ubiquitin binding. The coding region runs from base 201 to 1136 and encodes 311 amino acids. Gene Ontology annotation, biological process: protein K48-linked deubiquitination.
GUCAUCUCAAAUUCCAAAACAACCUUCGUAUUGCCCAAAAAACCAAAAAAUAAUUUACCGGAAAAGGAAAAAAAACCCAAAAUGAAGUUACAAAACCGAAAAGUGGCCCGUGUUUAAAAACAAAGACCUAGCUAGCACCGAGCCCAGACGCAUCGAGACAUUCGAUUCAUCGAUUCCACCAGGUUGACGGUGUUACCCACAUGCUAUUAGUUAGCGACAAGGAGAUGCAAAAUAAAGAGGACCUUCCAGCUAAUGCAACAGUAGAUGUGGUGACAUCUGGUAAGGCAUCUGAGAUCGAUGACUGGGAAACUAUCAAGGACAAUGACAUUAUGCAGCAGCAGUCAGCAAUAUUAGCUGAAGAAGCUGAGAAAAUUCAAUAUGUUGGUGACAAGGAACCUGUAUCAUCAUUAGCAGCUGAGUAUCAGUCAGGCAGCGCUAUAUUAUUGGAGAAAAUAAAGGUGCUGAAUGAGCAAUAUGCUGCCCUCAGGCGGACAAGGGGAGACGGGAACUGCUUCUUUCGAAGCUUUAUGUUCUCUUAUCUUGAGCAUAUUUUGGAAACACAAGACCAAGUGGAAGUUGAUCGUGUUAAAGCCAGUGUUGAGAAAUGCAGAAAGACCCUUCUAGAUUUGGGAUAUACAGAGUUUACUUUUGAAGAUUUUUUCGGGUUAUUCAUUGAGCAGCUAGAAAGUGUUUUGCAAGGGAAUGAAGGUUCCAUAAGUCAGGAGGAGUUGGUAGCGAGAUGUCGAGAUCAGUCAGUAUCUGAUUAUGUUGUGAUGUUCUUCAGAUUUGUAACCUCUGGUGAAAUAAAAAGACGGUCAGAAUUUUUCGAACCUUUCAUAAUGGGAUUGAGUAAUGCGACAGUGGAGCAGUUUUGCAAGUCUUCAGUGGAACCAAUGGGAGAAGAGAGUGACCAUGUUCAUAUAACAGCCUUAUCAGAUGCAUUAGGUGUGCCUAUACGUGUUGUCUAUCUCGAUCGGAGUUCAUGUGAUACUGGUGGCACCAGUGUAAAUCACCAUGAUUUUAUUCCUACUUCUGAGGCACUCCCGAGCACUGCCAGUGGUGGAUCUGAAGCGAGCAAGCCAUAUAUCACUCUGCUCUACAGGCCAGGCCACUAUGACAUUUUGUACUGCAAGUGAGUUUGUAAUUUGUUGUAGGUGACUCGGGGAACGAGGGUUUCUUUCAAACUGUUGCAACUUCUUGGUUCUGAUGAAGUCUUAUCCAUGAUUUAAAUUCAUUUUAUCAUGCCACCAACCAAAAUGAAAUAACUUUGCAGCAAUGUUUUUUAUGUAUCAAUACAAGGGAGCCCGUUUAUGAUCCGAAUUAUAUCGUUCUUGUCGUAAAGUUAGCUAUGUAAACAAUUUUAGAUAUGUGCACAUUUAAUAUGUAUAUGGAUAUCCCUACUUGAAUCUC